AUGGAGAAAAUAUGUGUUGCAGUGAGAGUGAGGCCGCCGACGCCGGAUUCCUCAUCGAAAAACGCAUCUUCUCUGUGGAAAGUGGAAGACAAUCGUAUUUCACUCGACACCCCACUUUUAGGCGCUUCUUACUCUUUCGACCAUGUGUUCGACGAAAUGUCUAGGAAUGCCUGCGUCUACGAGCUUCUUACCAAGGAUAUUAUUCAUGCCGCAGUCGAGGGUUUCAAUGGUACUGUGUUUGCUUAUGGGCAAACUAGUAGUGGAAAGACGUUUACAAUGACGGGUUCUGAGACUGAUCCAGGGAUUAUUCGGAGGUCUGUUAGAGAUGUAUUCGAAAGAAUACGAAUGAUAUCGGAUCGCGAGUUUCUUAUCCGGGUUUCUUACAUGGAGAUUUAUAACGAAGAGAUCAAUGAUCUCUUAGCUGUUGAGAAUCAGAGACUGCAAAUUCAUGAACAUUGGGAGUGUGGAGUGUUUGUUGAUGGCCUUAGGGAAGAAAUAGUUCAUGACGCUGAACAGAUUCUAAAGCUUUUAGAUUUUGGAGAAGUGAAUAGGCACUUUGGUGAGACAAACAUGAACGUUCAUAGUAGCAGGUCCCACACCAUCUUCAGAAUGGUGAUUGAGAGCAGAGGGAAAGGAAACAGUUCUACGGAUGCUAUCCGUGUCUCAGUCUUGAAUCUGGUUGACUUGGCUGGAUCUGAAAGAAUUGCAAAAACUGGUGCUGGUGGAGUACGCUUGACGGAAGGAAAGUACAUUAACAAGAGCUUAAUGACUCUUGGUAAUGUCAUUAAUAAACUAAGUGAGAAUACAAAAAUAAGGGGACAUAUUCCGUACAGAGACAGCAAGCUGACUCGAAUUCUUCAGCCUGCACUUGGUGGUAAUGCGAAGACUUGCAUUAUAUGCACUAUAGCACCAGAAGAGUAUCAUAUUGAGGAAUCAAAAGGGACUCUCCAAUUUGCAAGCAGAGCCAAGAGCAUCACCAACUGUGCUCAAGUGAAUGAGAUCUUGACUGAUGCUGCUUUAUUGAAGCGUUUAAAGUUAGAGAUAGAGGAGUUACGUAUGAAGCUUCAGGGAUCCCAUGCCGAAGUGUUAGAACAAGAGAUAUUAAAGUUAAGCAAUGAGAGACUCAAGUAUGAGCUAGAAUGCGAAAGGCUAAAAACACAACUUGAGGAAGAGAGAAGGAAACAGAGGGAGCAGGAGCAGUGCAUUAAGGAUCAACAGUUGAAAAUUGAGAACUUAAACAGUCUUGUCACUAAUUUAGACUUCAAGAAGAACCAUUCAGAGGACUUUCUCAAUUUCAGGAAGACACAAGAUGACUCAUGCAUUGUUAAUAAUAAUAUCAAUGUUCCACGGACUCCUUGCUUUAAAUCCCCUACACGUUCCUUUGUGGUUGCUCGGUUAAAUUAUUCCGGAUUACCUGAUUUUAAUGACUUGGCCGAUGAAGACACUUGGUCAAGACUAAACAAAGGUUUUGUUCAACACCGCGAUAAAUUUCAGUUUACACCUACAGUUAGAAGUCAACCCAUUCCUUUAGCUACUGCAACCAUGGAAUGCUCGCAUGAAGAUCACAAAGAGGUUGAAAAACUCAAAAGUCAGAUUGACUUGCUGACUAAUGAGAAGGAUAGCCUACAGGUAAAAUUCAACGAGCAAGUAGCUAUGAAUAACAAGCUCUCUGAGCUCAAACAAAAAAUGCUUCACAUGCAAGAGAUUCCGAAACGGUUAUACGAGUCAGUUGCUAAUUGCAAUGAUGUCUACAAGGAUGUUAUAGUCGCAAUGAAGAGCGUAAUGUCUGAGAAGGAAUCUCCAAGAGCAAAGCUUUUCUUUGAUGCAACUGAAACCACAACGAGCCUUCUUUCAACUCUACAAUCACAAUUCUCAAUGAUUAUGGAUGGUCAGAAAACUGGAAGCGGAGAGCAUUGUUUAUCGGAUCAGUGGGAAACACUUCGUGUGAAUCUGAAGAAGACAACAACAUCACUACUGUCAGACGCACAAGGAAAAGAUGAAAUUCUUAACUGCCACAACAAGGACCAAGAAACGGCUGCACUGGAGGAGAAAUUAAAGUGUGAGCUGAGCAUCAUCAAGGAAAGAUGUAAUGAUGCGAUCAUGGAUGGCACCAUGGAGAUGGAGGGUGAGCUUGUAACGGCAGAUGGAGAGCUUGAUCUCCAGGAAGCUUUGAAUGUACCAGUUGGCGCAAUCACGAGGGCAAAGACCAAACGGUUAAGGGAAACAUUCAUACGCAUAAUUAAAAAAAUGAACCGAAAGAUCAUUUUUGAAGAUCCAAGCAAAAUUUGGAUUUGUAUUUCCGCCAAGGAAAUAACUUCUGGAGAUUGGGCUCUCAACUUUACUCAAGUAGAAUUAUCAACGGCCAAGAACGAAGAUGAAACUUUGGUUGACCGUGGCCUUGGGCGAAAAAGUUUAUGGUUAACUGACUAGGUCAACCGUGAAGAUCAAGGAUUGACCACUUCUUCAACUGUCAAAAACUUGUCUUUUAGUUUAGUCAGACAAACUCUUUAAGUCUUUGUAUUUCCUUAGGGUCUAAAUGUUAACAUAGAGAACGAAGGGGAAUAAUCAAUUCCUACUUAUUCCUUAAAAAAUACACCA
This is a messenger RNA of Eruca vesicaria subsp. sativa (arugula), 2598 nucleotides long. NCBI's taxonomy places the organism in Eukaryota, Viridiplantae, Streptophyta, Magnoliopsida, Brassicales, Brassicaceae. The record is from the annotation of a GenBank genome assembly.